Molecule: messenger RNA, 396 nt
Organism: Penicillium subrubescens
Lineage: Eukaryota; Fungi; Ascomycota; Eurotiomycetes; Eurotiales; Aspergillaceae
Product: glycoside hydrolase family 18 protein
Exons: 1
Coding region: 1-396 (131 amino acids)
Source: RefSeq, a predicted model, not a curated record
AUGUGUAUUGCAGCCGGGCAACAGACCGUUUCAGUCGAUUUCGAUAUGACUUCAACCGCUGGUUCCAUACCUGGUAGUGGUAUCCAGAUUGACAUCAUCCUCCAGCACAUCCAAACUCACAUUUCAGUCACGGCCAGUUACGAUACUAUCAGUAUCUUUGUGACUAUGGUAGGCGUUUAUGUCGGAGCUGCUGUUGACAACGUCAGAAGUAGCCCGUCUGUGAUUCAACGCCUACGAGAGCAGAUUACAUCUGCGCAAAACAUUGAGAGCAUAAUACUACAACGCUGUAAUGAUGUUCCUAACGCCGACUUAAUUGACGGCGUUGCGGUCGACACCAGGGCCUGGUUUCGGUUCGGAAAUUUGUUGCUUCGUAGUGUAAUGGAUAGUGUGUCCUAG